Gambusia affinis (western mosquitofish) is the source of this 851-nucleotide messenger RNA. RefSeq names its product TBC domain-containing protein kinase-like protein. The coding region runs from base 53 to 571 and encodes 172 amino acids. NCBI's taxonomy places the organism in Eukaryota, Metazoa, Chordata, Actinopteri, Cyprinodontiformes, Poeciliidae. The transcript has 4 exons. The record is from RefSeq and is a predicted model, not a curated record.
CCUCUUCUGCUGGACUCCAAAGAGCGCUACCUACCGACAGUAUGCUCAGCCAAUGAAAGCUGGUGGUGAAGGCAUCUUUGGGAAAACGGCAAUAUAUUUCUCGUCUGACUACCAAGACAUGCCCAAGACAAACCUGUCCCGAGAGCCCCUGGCGCUGUGUGACCUGAAAGCUGAGGUGUCUCCCCGAAUCUCGGCUGAGGAUCUAAUUGACCUCUGUGAACUCUCUCUCGCCGGACCGUCCAAAAGGAAUAAAAGUGGCAAGCCAAAAAUUGUUGCUGUCGACAUCCGCAAUGUGGAAGACUUUGGUAGAGGACAUGUUUCAGGAAGCAUCAACAUUCCCUUCAACAGCGUCUUCGGUGCUGAUGGUGAACUUGUGCAGUGUCCUGCUUCAGGAGUCCUCCAGAACUACAGAGGCCGUGUAAUUGUGAUCAUCAGCCAUGCUGUAAAGAGUGCAGCUUUGUUUGCUGCACAUCUGGUCAAGGUGAAUUUUUCUCGUGUUUGUAUUCUGGAUGGAGGGAUCAGCAAGCUGAAGCCCACAGGACUCCUCACUGUCCCCUCACCUCAGAUCUGAACUCAUAAUCCACCUUCGGAUUAAAAUGAUAACCAUGAGGACUGAAAAUUGUCUGUGGAUAAAAUUUAAAAGAAAAAAAUCUGUUAGUGAACAGAUGUCAUCAUGUCACUCUGUUAAAAAAUAUCAGUUUGAUUAAAAUUUUAACUAGAUUGUUGAUGAUUCUUCUUCAUUUGUUGUUUUGUGGUCAGAAAGUGUUUUUUGUGUAUGACUUAUUGUAAAAUUGACCUGUAGUAACUAUGUAUGUUUGUGAUUCAAUAAUAAAUUGACGUUUCUUUUUAAA